Molecule: messenger RNA, 902 nt
Organism: Cryptococcus amylolentus CBS 6039
Lineage: Eukaryota; Fungi; Basidiomycota; Tremellomycetes; Tremellales; Cryptococcaceae
Exons: 1
Coding region: 51-362 (103 amino acids)
Source: RefSeq, a predicted model, not a curated record
UGCGUGUGUUGAACGGUCUGCGAGUGGUGAGCGAAACUUGACGCCACAAAAUGAUUCGGGAACUUGAGAACAGGUCUCAAAUGGGCAGCAUGGCGUGGGACACGCGCCUUCAGCACGAUCAAUUGACUGACACAGCUCACAUCUCAUCAGCCCUCCUACACAACCGAACAACGCUUCCAACCUCAGUGCAUGGCAAUUGUCGAGGUCUGGCAAGUCUGCCAGGUUAUAAUCUUCAGACAUUCGUUGUCGCCGUUGCACGGGCUAUCGCACCGAAGGGCCAAAGGCUGUACUGCUGCACGCCACCUUAUCUUUCGCUGAACGCCUGCCACGCCUGCAAGCAGCAUGGGAAGAACCGGCUCUGAAGCAUAUAUACGUGUGCCUUGUGGCAAGCCAUCGGAAAGGUAUAUUUUUUUCGAUUGAAUUCAAGGCCCUUCUUCUUCCUUCUCCUUGACUACUUACAGCCUCCAUGCCCCCCUUAUCUGCCUCUUACGCGUUGAAACCUCGCCUGCUGAUGACUAUCUUUGUGUCACUUUACUUUCACUUUUCUUCGUACUUUAUCCUUGAUCCGCCGGGGGGAUUUCGAUGUCAUGAUUUACACAUUGUUCAGAUCAUCUCGCGUACGACCAACCCCUCCAAUGCCCGGGAUAGUACCGCCACUGCCUGCUGGGUACAAUCCCGAGACCUACUUGGCAUAACUUAUUGGUACAUCAGCUAUUGACAGGGGUCAUAGUGGUUCAGUGACGAAGUGCGUGUCACCAGGGGGAGAAAGCGGGUUAUCCAGUAGGAUGGGUCACUCAUGAGAACUACAAAGCGACCAUCGUCCUGUAGAUCUACGAGGGGCACCUAGCGCGUAUAUAGGACACUUGCCUGGACGAGAAGCGAUAGACUAUGCCGAGGUGCAA